Messenger RNA from Pediculus humanus corporis (human body louse), 1029 nucleotides. RefSeq names its product pre-mRNA-splicing factor, putative. Lineage: Eukaryota; Metazoa; Arthropoda; Insecta; Psocodea; Pediculidae. Gene Ontology annotation, cellular component: U4/U6 x U5 tri-snRNP complex; U2-type post-spliceosomal complex; U5 snRNP. The transcript is spliced from 4 exons. The record is from RefSeq and is a predicted model, not a curated record. Gene Ontology annotation, biological process: generation of catalytic spliceosome for second transesterification step; RNA splicing. Bases 1 to 1029 code for a protein of 342 amino acids.
AUGGACAUAUUGAAAGCAGAAAUUGCUAAGAAAAAAAGACAACUUGAAGAAAAAAAAGUUUUGGAACCCGCAAAGAAAUAUUUCAAAAGAGGAGAAUUAAUCGCGAAAGAAAAUGCUGAAUAUUUAGAGAGAUUUGCGUCGGAAAAACCUAAACCCGACGGUUUUGAAAAUUUACGUGAAACUAAUUCUCCAAAACCAGAAGAUGGAGCUGACCAUGUAACACUUCCUAGAAAGGAAGUUAUUCGGCGAUUAAGAGAAAGAGGAGAACCAAUUCUUCUUUUUGCUGAAACAGAAUUAGAAUCUUUUCACAGGUUAAGAAAGUGUGAAAUUUUAGAACCUGAAGUAGAUAAAGGUUUUAGAAAUGAUUUUCAAGAGGCUUUAGAAAAAGUCGAUCAAGCUUUUCUCGAUGAAAUUAUUGCUUCACAACAACAGAAAGAUGGAAAAUCUAAUUUAGAUGUUCAAGUACAGGAUGAUGGAGUUACAUAUGAAGAAAUUAAAAGCAAAGCAGUUGAAUUAGGAAAAGGAAGUAGAGAUUUAGAUUUACAAGUUAUUUAUCAAUUCUUACAGUUUUUAUUAAAAAUGUGGGGAAAUCAAUUAAAUAAUAGAAAUCCUAGGGAAAAGCAAACUACAAAAGGAAAAUUAGCAAGUGCUACAUUCACUCAAACUCAAAUAUAUUUAAAACCAUUGCUUAGAAAAUUAAAAAAUAAUUCAUUACCAGAAGAUAUAUCGGAUAGUUUAACAGAAAUUAUUGCAUUUCUACUCGACAGAAAUUAUAUUAAGGCAAAUGAUUCUUAUUUGCAAAUGGCUAUAGGUAAUGCACCUUGGCCAAUCGGUGUAACUAUGGUCGGAAUUCAUGCUCGUACUGGUAGAGAAAAAAUUUUCUCAAAAAAUGUCGCUCAUGUUCUUAAUGAUGAAACGCAAAGAAAGUAUAUACAGGCAUUAAAAAGAUUAAUGACAAAAUGUCAACAAUUUUUUCCUACUGAUCCAUCGAGAUGUGUCGAAUAUGCUGCUUUUGGACCUUUGUCAUAA